Coniophora puteana RWD-64-598 SS2 is the source of this 1881-nucleotide messenger RNA. Its product is annotated as FAD/NAD(P)-binding domain-containing protein. Gene Ontology annotation, molecular function: monooxygenase activity; FAD binding. NCBI's taxonomy places the organism in Eukaryota, Fungi, Basidiomycota, Agaricomycetes, Boletales, Coniophoraceae. The record is from RefSeq and is a predicted model, not a curated record. The transcript is spliced from 9 exons. Bases 53 to 1477 code for a protein of 474 amino acids. Gene Ontology annotation, biological process: secondary metabolite biosynthetic process.
CAGUCGCUGUCUCCCACUCGCUUAGCACGACUCUCAGAGACGUCUUUGAACUAUGGCUACCCCGGAGCUUAGCACGUCACACAGUGUCUCACCAGCGUCGUCUACCACAUCCAAGCUCUUCCAGGGUCGCAGAGCCUCACUCGCGCUCGACGUUGUCGUCGUCGGGUGCGGCCUUGGCGGUCUCGCCGCCGCGUACACUCUCGCGCAGGCAGGGCAUCGCGUCACCAUCCUCGAGGCCGCCCCCGCCAUCGGCGAGAUCGGUGCUGGGAUACAGGUCAGCCCGAACCUGACGCGGCUUCUCAUCCGCUGGGGCCUCGGCGAGCGCCUCAAGCAGGUCGCGGUCAAGCCGGAGGCGAUCACGUUCAGACGGUGGGAGACCGGAGAGACAGUCGCAUGGACGCGAUGGGGGAACACGAUGGACGAGCGGUACGGCGCGCCGUACUACCACAUUCACCGCGCGGACUUCCACAAACUCGUGUACGAGCUCGCCGCUCCCCAUUGUACGAUCCGCACCGACUGCCGCGUGACGUCUAUGGACCCUGCUGUGCCCUCGCUCACGCUCGCCUCGGGCGAAGUCAUUACGUGCGACGUUGUCGUCGGCGCGGACGGCGUCAAGUCACUCGUGCGUGAGUACGUCGUCGGAGGGCCUGACAAGCCCGUGGCGACGGGCGACGCGGCAUACCGCGCGAUCAUACCCACCGAGCUACUGCUCCAGGAUCCGGAUCUGCGCCCGUUGGUGGAGGACCCCGAGAUGGUGGGGUGGAUGGGGCCCGAGAGACACAUUAUGGCCUAUAAUAUCCGUGCGAAGAAGGAAUACAAUGUAGUGCUUGCGCAUCCUGAUGACGGCUCUGUCGAGUCCUGGACUGCUGAAGGCAGCGCCGACAAAAUGCGUGCAGAGUUCAAGGGCUGGGAACCCAGGAUCCAGAAGCUGCUCGCGCUCAUUCCGUCCACACUGAACUGGAAGCUCAUGGACCGCGGGCCGCUUCGCACCUGGGUGCACACGGACGGGAAAGUCGUUCUCCUUGGAGACUCGUGUCAUCCCAUGCUUCCAUACCGUGCACAAGGGUCCGCUAUGGCCGUCGAAGACGCCGCCGUGCUCGGCAACCUCUUCUCGCGCGUCUCGUCGCGCGAGCAGAUCACGCCCCUGCUGUACGCGUACCAGUCCAUCCGGUACACGCGCGCGACGGACACGCAGGCGUCCUCGCGGCUCAACCAGCACAUCUUCCACCUGCCCGACGGCGCGGACCAGCGCAAGCGCGACCGCGAGAUGCGCGAGGCGAUGGAGCUCGCGCGGCGCGCGGCCGAGGGCGGUGCGGGCCUGGCGGCGGUGGGGAACGCGGGGAACGCGAAUCAGUGGGCGGACGAGCGGAAGAGUGCGAUUCAGUUUGGGUACGACGCGGACGAGGAGGCGGAGCGCUGGUGGAAGGAGACGGGUGAGCGGCUGAUUGGGAAGAGCGGGUAUGGCUCCAGAAUGUGAGUAUUGCCUGUCGCUGGGCGGCGAUCGCUGGUGGACCGCGGUGUAGGUGCAGCGGUGCGUCGUGUAUUGUGGGUACCCGGGGUUUGGGGUACCUGCGUGCUGCGUCGGGCUUGGUGCUCAUUGUAUGUCUUGUUGUGGCUGGGACAGGGCUGGCGAUGCUUUUGGCAACGGCUUGCCGAACGGUGGUACUCACGAGAGGGAAGAUGCGUGGAAGUGGGCUGAUGGGCGCAUUGAGAUCUCGGAGAAGGUGUUUGGAGGGGUGUCGGGACGGUAACAUCGUUCGCUUGCUCGCAUAGUUUCUCAACCAAUUACCCUCGCGGAGUGCCAACCGCGACUUCGUUGUAUAAAACUGUAAUUUUUAGGCAUUUACCUCUGUAUGUAUGAGUAAAUAUACUGCACAUGGC